AUGCAUUACUUGAAUCGCAAAUUUAAAAAAAUUCAACCACAACUUGUUGCAACCACAACUAGCUACAACCAAAACUUGCCACAACCACAACUAGCUACAACCACAACUUGCUACAAUCACAACUUGCUACAACCACAACAUACUACAACCACAACUUGCUACAAACACAACCGGCUACAACCACAAUUUGCCACAACUACAACUUAUCACAACUUGCCACAACCACAACCUGCUACAACCACAACUUACCACAAACGCCACAAGGAACCGCCGUAUUGCAGUGAAAAAGAUGGAAAUCUAGAAGGAUUCAUUCCGGAUCUGAUGAAAGCCAUAGAGGAAAAAACCCAGAUGUCAUUCCAUCUCAGUAAAGUGGAAGACGGCAAAUUCGGAUCGAAGAAUGACAGAGAUGCUUGGGAUGGAAUGAUUGGCAAAGUCAUCAGUUCUGACGCGUCGAUAGCAGCUGGACCGAUAACCGUGACGGAUGAACGGAAAGAGGCCGUUGAUUUCACGGUACCCUUCAUGUCGGUGGAUCUCUCUCUAAUCAUGCUGAAGCAAGAGGAUGGCGCCAAGAAGAUAUCUUCUGCUAAGGAUCUGCUUAAUCAGACCGAUUUAAAAAUUGGAGUUCUGAAGGACGGGUCGACGCAUUCCUUCUUCCGCCAAACCAAGGACACCACUUUCAUGAAAAUCUAUGAAGCCAUGAUUAAGGAUGAAACCAAUUUUGUCCCCAGCUAUCAAGCAGGUGUGGAGAAAAUCCACAAGACAACCACCUCUCCGAAAUACGCCAUGAUCAUCGAAUCAGCCACAGCCGACUACUACACAGUCCAGAAGCCGUGCGACCUGCUAAGCGUCAAGAUCAUUAACGACACUCGUAACUACGCUCUAGCUGUGGCUAAAAACUGGCCGCAAAAAGAGCAGCUGAACAAAUCAAUAGAAGAACUUAAGAAAGAUGGAAAGCUGAAGGAGCUGAAGACAAAAUGGUGGCCGAGCGCAUGUAACGGCGUCUCUAAAACAGGCGCUGUUGGUGGUGCUACAGUUUUUAUCACACUAGGAGCUAUAUUUUUGAGUUUGAUGAAAAGUUUUUAA
Molecule: messenger RNA, 1083 nt
Organism: Helobdella robusta
Lineage: Eukaryota; Metazoa; Annelida; Clitellata; Rhynchobdellida; Glossiphoniidae
Exons: 4
Coding region: 1-1083 (360 amino acids)
Cellular component (GO): membrane
Molecular function (GO): glutamate-gated receptor activity
Source: RefSeq, a predicted model, not a curated record